UUGGAAAAGCUAAAUAUCUAAAAUCAAAUUUCCUUAGAUAUAUUAAAAGCUCAUUGGAAAAUAGUUAGCAACCUUGUAUGAUUCUCCAUAUACCAAAGACCUCUAGUAGUUGUUAUUGUUCUGUAUCAUGGAAGUCAUUGAAGAAAAAGGGUCAGUGGAAGAUUACACUCAAGAUGGCACAGUAGACCUACAAGGUAGACCUGUUUUAAGAUCAAAGACUGGAAGAUGGAAAGCUUGUUCCUUCCUUGUAGGGUAUGAAUUGUUUGAGAGGAUGGCUUACUAUGGAAUAUCAACAAAUUUAGUGGUGUAUCUAACAAAGAAGCUACAUCAGGGUACUGUAGAAUCUUCAAACAAUAUUAGCAAUUGGGGAGGAUCAGUGUGGCUUAUGCCACUUGCAGGAGCUUAUGUAGCUGAUGCCUAUCUUGGCCGAUAUUGGACCUUUAUAAUUGCAUCAUGCAUUUAUCUCAUGGGAAUGUGUUUGUUGACUCUAUCGGUUUCACUACCAUCACUGAGGCCGCCAGAAUGUGAUGCAGGUGUUGCAUUCGAAAACUGUCCCAAGGCAUCGCCGUUGCAAAAGGGUAUUUUCUUCCUUGCCUUGUACAUCAUUGUUUUAGGCACAGCUGGAACCAAACCCAACAUUGCUACUAUGGGAGCAGAUCAAUUUGAUGACUUUGAUCCCAAAGAAAAAUCUCAUAAGUUAUCCUUCUUCAAUUGGUGGUAUUUUAGCAUUUUGAUUGGUGUCCUUUUCUCUACUACUUUCUUGGUUUACAUACAAGACAAUAUAGGUUGGACCCUUGGAUAUGGCAUUCCAACCAUUGGGCUCGCAUUUUCAAUUUUGGUGUUUCUAAUUGGAACACCAUAUUAUAGACACAAAUUGCCCCUAGGGAGCCCUAUAACAAGGAUGCUUCAGGUCUUUGUGGCUGCUGUGAGAAAAUGGAAGGUUAGUGUUCCGAAAGAUGCUAAAGAGUUACAUGAGCUGAGUAUUGAAGAGUAUGCGAGUAAUGGUAGAAGCAGAAUUGCUCACACUUCUUUCAUCAGUUUUCUUGACAAAGCGGCUAUAAAGACUGGACAAAACUCGCCAUGGAUGCUUUGUACAGUCACACAAAUUGAGGAAACUAAACAAAUGACAAAACUGGUUCCGAUUUCGAUUUUCACAAUUAUUCCAAGCACUUUGGGAAUGCACCUUUUCACACUCUUCAUUAGACAAGGCAUGACACUGGACAAGAGAAUGGGACCUCAUUUUAAUAUAUCUCCAGGAAAUCUCGUGUCAAUUACAAUUAUUUUCACGUUGAUAUGCAUUGCAGUUUAUGAUUGUAUUUUUGUGCCUUUUGUUCGACGCUACACUAAAAACCCUAGAGGAAUCACAAUACUGCAAAGAAUAGGAAUUGGCCUUGUGUUAAACAUCAUUAUAUUAGUCAUUGCAAGCUUGGUUGAGAGAAAGAGACUCAUUGUUGCAAGAGAAAACAACCGCUUAGGCAUGAAUGAUACAAUCCCACUUACUAUUUUCAUCCUCCUCCCUCAGUUUGCUUUGUCGGGGGUUGCUGAUAACUUUGUCGAAGUUGCCAAGCUGGAGUUUUUCUACGAUCAAGCACCGGAAACCAUGAAGAGCCUUGGAACAGCAUGUUCCACAGCCUCCUAUGGUCUAGGAGGUUUUCUUAGUACCUUCGUCAUAUCCGCCGUUGCUGAUAUCACCCAAAGAAAUGGUCGCAAAGGUUGGAUUUUGGAUAAUGUAAAUGUAUCCCGUUUAGAUUAUUAUUAUGCAUUCAUUGCAAUAAUAAGUCUAUUCAACUUCAUUUGCUUUGGGAUUGUUGCCAAGUUCUUUGUCUAUAAUGAUGUUGAACACAACAAAUCAGGCUUGGAGAUGAACACUACUUCAUCUCAGGACAAAGCUCAUAGACCAAAGUAAUUCACAACCAGAUGCCAACUUUUAGGGAAACUGGUUAUUUCUCUAUAUUUAAAAAAAAAAAUCAAGUGGGUGAAGAUAAGGUAGGUUCACAAUUUAUCUUUAUAAGUGGAAGAUUCAUUCACUUUAGAGCUUUUAAUGUUGGCACACUUGCAAGUAUAUUAAUGGAAAUAAUGAAUAUGAUUAUUUAUGAUCUUAA
Messenger RNA from Trifolium pratense (red clover), 2102 nucleotides. RefSeq names its product protein NRT1/ PTR FAMILY 5.2-like. Lineage: Eukaryota; Viridiplantae; Streptophyta; Magnoliopsida; Fabales; Fabaceae. The record is from RefSeq and is a predicted model, not a curated record. Gene Ontology annotation, molecular function: transmembrane transporter activity. The coding region runs from base 128 to 1906 and encodes 592 amino acids. Gene Ontology annotation, biological process: transmembrane transport. Gene Ontology annotation, cellular component: membrane. The transcript is spliced from 4 exons.